UUGUAAGUGCCAGUGAACACACGAAGAAGAACUGAGCCUCAGUAAAUAUUAUUCAGCUACCAUCGCUCAUAAAGCUUUCAUAUUUCUGCCUGACACCUUUGAAUCGAGGCAGAAUGCCUCGCUUUGCACAGCUCGUGAUGGGCCCGGCGGGGAGCGGGAAGAGUACUUACUGCUCCACUAUGGUCCAGCAUUCAGAGAGCAUCAACCGAUCAGUGCAGGUGGUCAACCUGGACCCAGCAGCUGAGCACUUUGACUACCCUGUCAUGGCAGAUAUCCGUGAGUUGAUCCAGGUGGACGAUGUGAUGGAAGAUCAAUCCCUCAGAUUCGGCCCUAACGGAGGCCUGGUUUUCUGCAUGGAGUACUUUGCCAACAACUUUGAUUGGCUGGAGGAAAGCCUGGGGCACGUAGAAGAUGACUAUAUACUGUUUGACUGCCCAGGUCAGAUUGAGCUCUACACACACCUCCCUGUGAUGAGGCAGCUGGUGGAGCAGCUCCAGCAGUGGGAGUUUCGGGUGUGCGGGGUCUUUCUGGUGGACUCCCAGUUUAUGGUGGAGUCUUUUAAGUUCAUCUCAGGAGUGAUGGCUGCCCUCAGUGCCAUGGUGUCGUUAGAGAUUCCUCAAGUAAACAUCAUGACAAAAAUGGACCUGCUUAGUCCCAAAGCCAAGAAGGAAAUAGAAAAGUACCUGGACCCAGACAUGUACUCAAUGAUGGAAGAUAGCUCUGAUACUAUCAGAAGCACAAAGUUCAAGAAGCUGACUAAAGCCAUCUGUGAACUUAUCGAUGACUACAGUAUGGUGAGAUUCCUGCCUUUUGACCGCACAGAUGAAGAAGGUGUAAACAUAGUUCUACAACAUAUUGACUUCUCAAUACAGUAUGGAGAGGACCUGGAGUUCAAGGAGCCAAAGGAGACGGAUGAGGAGCCAGCUAACUUAAACUAUGAUGAAGCUUUUCAAGACUGUGGGAACAGCUGAAGAUUUAAAUGACGCAAGGGACUAUUGAAACACAACACCAAGGGCAUGGGACUGCAAGGAUGUGAAAAAAGGACAAGAUCACUGACUGUGUUUGUCUUUUUUUAUCUGUGUUUUGCUGACUCAAGAAAUUUGAUUUCCACAAGUUUGUUUUAUUAUUCUGGGACAUUGUUGAAGUUAAAACAUGUAAAACAGAUUUAUUAAUGCUAUAUUUUUUAAAUAAAAUAUUACCCCAAAAUA
This is a messenger RNA of Notolabrus celidotus (New Zealand spotty), 1208 nucleotides long. RefSeq names its product GPN-loop GTPase 3 (gene gpn3). Gene Ontology annotation, molecular function: GTPase activity. Bases 114 to 971 code for a protein of 285 amino acids. Lineage: Eukaryota; Metazoa; Chordata; Actinopteri; Labriformes; Labridae. The record is from RefSeq and is a predicted model, not a curated record. The transcript is spliced from 8 exons.